Molecule: messenger RNA, 3347 nt
Organism: Fukomys damarensis (Damara mole-rat)
Lineage: Eukaryota; Metazoa; Chordata; Mammalia; Rodentia; Bathyergidae
Gene: Secisbp2
Product: SECIS binding protein 2
Exons: 17
Coding region: 64-2607 (847 amino acids)
Biological process (GO): selenocysteine incorporation
Cellular component (GO): ribonucleoprotein complex
Molecular function (GO): mRNA 3'-UTR binding; ribonucleoprotein complex binding; selenocysteine insertion sequence binding
Source: RefSeq, a predicted model, not a curated record
ACGCGUUAUCUGCUGGGCCAGCCAGGGGCUUUCACUGGCGCGGGGUCCUUCGGCCUCCCUGCCAUGGCGUCGGAGAGGCCGUGGGGACCUGAAGGCACGGGCAGUGUCAAGUUAUCAGCAGAUGUGAAACCAUUUGUCCCUAAGUGUGCAAGGCUCAACGUGGCAUGGACAGAGUCUUCAGAAGCAUGUGUCUUCCCUGGCUGCACUGCCACCUAUUAUCCACUUGUACAGGAACCACCAAUGACUGAACAAAAAGUAUAUACAGAAGACAUGGCCUUUAGAACUUCAGCAUUUCCACCACAGUAUUUAUCUUCAGAGAUCACUCUCCAUCCGUACGCCUAUUCUUCGUAUACUCUUGAGUCUACACAGAAUGUGUGCUCAAUGCCCGCCUCACGGUAUGGUUACAGCCAACCCAGUCAUUACCAAGGUUUUCAGACCAUGAAGCCCCAAAAUGAACACGUGUGCGCUCUUCCACAAGAAUUGAAAGCUCCAUUUAAGAAAAAAACCUGUGAUGAGAAAAAAACAUACAGUGAGCAAAAGUUUAAAAGGACUGAUGGUACAAUAUCAUCUGAGGUAAAGUCAGCUAGAGGUUUCUACCAUUUGUCCACUCAUGCUGAGAACAGAUUGAAGCCAGAUGUUUACCAUAAGCGAACAGACGGGAAAUCCAGAACCACUGAAAAAAGUCCGUCUACCUCUACAUCUGAGUUUGAAUUUAGCAGGUUGGAUUUUCCUGAAUUGCAGGGUCCAGAAAACAGUAUGUCAGGGAUACAGAAGCAGUGCAGAUGGGAACCUCUCCAAUCCACCUCCACCAUUUCUCCUGUAGAAGUAGGAAAACCAGUUGGAGUGAUGUCAGAGAUAGUGAUGAAAAAUAACCCAAAUGAAUAUGUUGAUAAUGCUGCUUCCAGUUCCCCAUCAUGUACAAGAGAGUUAUCUUGGACACCAAUGGGAUAUAUUGUUCGGCAGACAUCUUUAGAACCUUCACCUGCUCCUAAAAAUGUUACUUCUGUAAUAAACCUAAAGAGGGUUGUUUCAUCAGCAGAUCCUAAAAGUGUUAGUGUGUCAUCUUCUGAAGUUUUGUCUUCAGAUCCUUCCUACAACAAAGAGAAACAUGUCCACCCUACUAAAAAGUCCCAAGCAUCACAAGGUGGUGACCUGAAACAAAAUGAAGCCUCAAGAAAGAAUAAGAAAAAGAAAGAAAAGUCCAAAUCAAAAUAUGAAGUCCUGACAGUUCAAGAGCCACCCAGACUUGAAGAUGCCGAGGAGUUUCCCAAUCUGGCAGUUGCAUCUGAAAGAAGAGACAGAGUAGAGUCACCGAAAUUUCAAUCUAAACUGCAGCCACAGAAUAAUUUUAAAAAUAGUGGAAAGAAAAGCCAGAUUCCAGUGCAGUUGGAUUUGGGAGGCAUGCUGGCAGCACUGGAGAAGAAGCAGCAUGCCCAGCAGGCCAAGCAGUCCUCCAGACCAGUUGUGUUCUCAGUUGGAGCAGUGCCCGUCCUUUCCAAAGAAGCCAGCUCCGGGGAGAGGGGCCACCGCUUCAGUCAGGUGAAGACUCCACACAACCCCUUGGACUCCAGCGCCCCGCUGAUAAAGAAGGGGAAGCAGAGGGAGGUCCCCAAGGCCAAGAAGCCCACCUCACUGAAGAAGAUUAUUUUGAAAGAACGGGAAGAGAGAAAGCAGCAGAGACUCCGAGAGAAUACUCUGAGCCCAGCUAUGGCCAGUGAUGAGGCACAGGAUGCAGAGAGCGGUGCUGAGGAGCAGGCCGGCAACCAGGCUGGCCCCACAGUUUCAGGGGGAGCAGAAGAAUUGGCCUCCUCCACUCCUGAGGUUGAAGCCCAAUCAGAAGAGCCACUUGAUGCAGAGCUCCAGAAGGAUGCUGAGGCCUGCCAGCCUGCAUUGGACCACGAUAGUUUACCCAAGAUUCACAGCCGCAGAUUCCGGGAUUACUGCAGCCAGAUGCUCAGUAAAGAAGUGGAUGCCUGUGUCACGGACCUACUCAAGGAACUGGUCCGUUUUCAAGACCGUAUGUACCAAAAGGAUCCAGUCAAAGCUAAGACCAAACGCCGGCUUGUGCUGGGGCUAAGGGAAGUUCUCAAACAUCUCAAGCUCAAGAAGCUGAAAUGUGUCAUCAUUUCUCCCAACUGUGAGAAGAUACAGUCGAAAGGUGGGCUGGACGAUACUCUGCACACUAUCAUCGAUUGCGCCUGUGCGCAGAACAUUCCCUUUGUGUUUGCUCUCAAUCGAAAGGCUCUGGGGCGCAGUUUGAACAAAACAGUUCCUGUCAGCGUUGUGGGGAUCUUCAGCUACGAUGGGGCACAGGACCAAUUCCACAAGAUGGUUGAACUGACCAUGGCAGCCCGGCAGGCAUACAAGACCAUGCUGGAGAAUGUGCGACGGGAGCUGGCAGGAGAGCCCACGCCUCAGACGCCUCCCAGCCCACCCUCAGAGGGCCCCAGCAGCUCUGCCAAGAACAGCCCCUUGGCCCCCUCCAGAGAAGAGCCCCACUACCUUGAAAUCUGGAGAAAGCAUCUGGAAGUGUACAAUCGCUGUGCCCUGGAGCUGGAAGAAUCCUUGGAAGCCUCAGCCUCUCAGAUGACAAAGUUGAAUUUAUAAGGAGAGAGUUCUUUCCUGUGUGUCUGUGUAUUGUGGGUAAGGAGGGGAAGGCUUAAAAAGACUUUGGGGCUUUUUCUUCUCAGGUUUUCACUGGCCUAAUGUAUUUUGUAUGACUGUUGAAUUUGGAAACUAACCGACACAAAAGGCACAUGAAGUGUUGGAUUCCAUCUGACCGGCAGGCAGAGCCACCAGCAGAAACCUUUCCUAGAAGCCUGCUGGUAGGGCUUUGGCUCUGAGCACAUCGUGGGUCUGGAGGACACUGGAAGAUGUGAUACUUGGGCACUUCGGCUGCUAAGGAGGCUUCCCCCUCACUGUACACAAGUGAACCAAGGGAGUCCAGGCAGGCAGGCAGGCAGGUGGUUCCUCCUGCAGGGGCUGCAGCAGGGGCACGAGAGGAGCUGUGCCUCUCCAGGGAUGCUGAGGUUGGCACAGUGGGCAGUGGGGAAGGGGCCGUUCUCAGGGGACACAGCUCUUCAGCUUAACGAUGGGGAGGAUUUGCUAAAAUGAGCCUCAGAAGGAACAUGGUUUUCUAACCUGAAACUUCCUUUUAGUCUGUAUUUCCAAAGAAAAUAUGUGUAUUGAAGUUCUAGAUUUGUUUAUUAAUCUACAGAUCUUUCUUUUUUAAAUGAACAUAUUCUGAAUGUGAUUUCUGUCAUAGAGGCCAGGGGGCAGAGCUUACUUUCAUAUUUUCCCUGUAAGAAAAAGGGCCUAUUUAUUUUGAAUAAAGAGUGAUUAUUUAA